GCUGCACGUGAAGGCACCACGGCGGUGACCGUUAACGCCCAGGUGAGCCUGAGGGACGCCCUCCACCUGAAGGUCGGGUUAAAGAAGUUGAAAACCAGAGCCGCGGGUUUCGGGGGUGUCUGCUUCUCUUUGAAAGCGUCUUCUUUUACAAAAAAAAGCCUCUUCCAGCCACAGUCACGCUUUCAGUCGGCGGCUGUUUUUUUGUUUUUGUUUUCUCCUAAAUUUCCUCCGAACAACCGACGGGUUUCAUCCACCGAACAUCCGGUCAACACGUUGUCAUGGAUCGGUACGCGGACCUGGACCUGGACUGCGAGGACGGAGGCGUCGCUCAAAAAGCAUCGUUGUUCGGCGGGUUGUUCAAGAAGUCCUCCAAGUCAGGAGAGCAGGACAGUUUAUCGGCCAGCAGCCGGCUCUCGGGGGGCAGCAGCGACAGUCUGAGCGGCGGCGGCGGCGGCAGCAAGCAAAAGUCCGGUGUGUUCGCCGGUCUCCUCAAGCGAUCUCCUAAAGCCGGACACGUCCGGAGGCCUUCGCAGGACCUUUUGGACACGGAGUUCACGGCCAGCGACGACAGUCUCUCCGAGAACGCCACCACGAAGGAGAAAAGAGCCGCGUUCAAAGGGAUGUUUAAGAAACCCAAGCCCUUCGGAGCGAGGACACAGUCACAGGAGGAUUUUUCCGCGUCCGGCGAGCUCUCAGGCAGCAAAGACGACGUCUCCGUGAACAGCGAGGAACCACGAGGAGCGUUCAACGGGUUGUUCAAAAAGUCCCCGAAGCCCUUUGGAGCGAGGACACUGUCUCAGGAGGAUUUGUCUGCACCCAGCGACGCCUCGGGCAGCAACGACAGUCUUUCUGUGAACAGCAACACGAAGGGACCAGGGGGGGUGUUCGGUGGGAUGUUUAAAAAAUCGGCGAAGCCUUUGGGAGCGAGGACGCGGUCUCAGGAGGGUUUGUCUGACCACGGCGAGCUCUCCGGGAGCAACGACCGCCUGGCGGAGGACACCAAGGAAGGAGGAUUCUUAAAAAAAAGGGGGGCCGGGUCUCAGUCACAGGACGGUCCGUCUGAGGAGGACGAGGAACCCGCCGCAAAUGAGAGAUCGUCCAAGGGUGAAGCCGCAGCGAAGAUCUUGAAGAAUCCUUUUAUCUCCACAUCUCGGGAGAAGAAGCAGGAGAAGAACCCUGAGCCGCAGGUGCUGGAGGAUGGAGAGAUCCCGCUCAGCCACAAACAGAGUAAAUUUUCUGAGGCGAUGGAGAAGAUGAACCCUUUCCGCUCUGCAAAUAAAAAAGACGGGGACGACACAGAGACUCUCGGGAAGGACGAGAGAAAAGGGGAAGAGAAUCCACAGGCGGAGACGGAGACGAUGUCCACGCGCGCCAGCGUCAGGGCGGGAGCAGCUGUGGGCAACCAGAGCCAACCGGAGAACAAAGAGGAAGACGAGGGCAGUAAAACAGCUAAGUCUGAUGAUGAAGGGCUGGAAGAGGAAGAGGAUCCUUCGUCUAAAGAGGAAGAAGGACAGGACAAAACAGAGACCAAAAUGAAGAAACCGAAGAGACACAAUCCCUUCAUGCCUCGCGCCAAGGGCAGGGUUGUGCACAGGAGCGCCGAGCCUGCAGCUGCACAGAGUGACGGUGGGAGUCGGUCCUUGUUUGACCGGCUGGAGGACUUCCGCGUGGACCCGUCGCAGCCUGAGGACAGACAGGAUGUGGAGAACCUCAUGGAGUGGUGGAACCAAGUGGACUCUUGGGAGGACACGACUCAAGACGAUGACAUGACAGAAAAGGAAGAGGCCAAGGCGUUCGCUGUGACGGCAGAGAAGGUGCAGAAAGGAAUCCGCGUGUUCAACAAACUCUUCUCGGAGCGCGCCGAGACCCUCUGGCAGCACGUCAUCGACCUCAACGCCAUCGCAGACGGCCUGGACAAGUUCAACAAGAACACCAAGAUCGCCCAGAUCACCGGCGGCUCCACCAGCGCCAUCGGGGGCGUGGCCACCAUCACCGGCCUCGCCCUGGCGCCGGUCACCUUUGGCGUCUCCCUGAUCGUGACGGCGGUGGGGUUGGGGGUCGCCACGGCGGGCGGCCUGACCUCCGCGGGCGCCGGCAUCUCCAACCAGGUCAACAACUCCAUGGACCGCAAGAAGGUGGAGAAGAUCGUGCAGGACUACCAGGAGAAGAUGGUGGACCUGGACAAGUGCCUGAAGUUCAUCAAGCAGGGGAUCGAGAACCUGAAGAGGUUCGACCUGAUCAAGAUGAAAAAACACGCCUACAACCGCGACUUCCCGGCGCUCAGCAGCAGCUUCUACGAGGACGGCGCCAUGGCGGGCAAGGCCAUCCUCAUCAACGCCAACGAGAUCAUGCGCGUGGUGCAGAUCGCCAACGUGGCGGGCAGCACGGCGGCCAGGGCGGUCCAGAACGCCAGCAUGGCCACGGGCGUGCUGACGGGGCUCUUCGUCGGGAUGGACAUCUACUUCGUGGCCAAAGACUCCAAGGAGCUGAAGAAAGGCGCCAAGUCGGAGUUCGCCGCCAAAAUCCGGGAGGUGGCGACGCAGCUGCACGGCGGCCUGGUGGAGCUGAACGGGAUACGGGAGGAGCUGCAGUCCACCUCGCCGCAGGGGGGCGGCGGCGGCGGCGGCGGGGGGGGUCCGGCCGCUUUGGGCAAAGAGACGGAGGACAAAGGGGACGAGUCGAGCGGAGAUGAGAUCGACCGCAUCAAGAAAGCCAUAAAAAAGGACUACGAGAACCGCGAAUACGUUUAGAGGAAAGUGGAAGGGCUGCAAAAAAGGGGCCUCGAUGAAUGUCGGGCGUCGGCUCGAAACGCACCGCGGCAUUGUGGGAGGAAACGAGACGCAGCGGCUUCUGUGGCCCCGAGCGCCAGUCGCCCCCCCCCCCUCCCCCGUGAUGGUUCAUAUUGAAACGCAGCAGGAAGGGAUUCACAUGCGUAGAGACGGGUGCUUUUUGUUGUUAACACAACUUUGGAAAUGCACUGUUGCGCAACGUACCGGCAGUCUGUAUUUUUCGGUUUGAACCUUUUACGACUUUUUGGUUUUUGGAACAUUAAGUGAGUGAGAAGCAGGAUGGGUUUGCACCAGCGUUUUAUCUUUAAAUUCUCGCUAACUUUUCUAUUCGUUUAACUCACUCUGGACUGCACGAUUACACUUAUCUACAAUCGCCUGUUCAAAGUCACAAGCCGGAUGAUUCUUCUUGGCAACAGGGGACGUAUUGAGCUUUGUUGAAAUAGCUAACUUUAUUAAAUAUGCAUUCAUAGAGAAAUGUGUGUUUGGUAGGAUGAAUGGGAAAUAUUGGGUAAUGUAAAGAACCUUUUAUUUACCAUUUACUUAAUAUUAUUAGACAGGUUUUUGACCUUUUAUAUUAUCACUGAAACCCCUCCUUUUUAAACAAGCUUGCACUAGCUAAGAAGUCGUUACACCUGUCAGUUCACCUCUGUUCCAUUUGAUGAUCUGUGUUGUUUUUUUUAUUCGUAAACACUUGGAAAACCAUGCAACUCGACACUGGUCACUUUCCUUCCACUACUUGAAACUGGUUGAGUCCGAGGUUUUCCACUGCGUCUUCGGUCCUGUUGGACGUUUCUAAUUGCAAAUUUAAGACGGGCGCCGAUGUCCGUUCCGUGUUUUGUUUGAUGAACCUAAUAUUUAUUUUUCUGGGUGGAGGUGAUAGUUUGACACUACAUCUUUCUGUGCAAUAUAUCGUGAAACUGUAAUAAGUAAUAAAAUAAUUA
Molecule: messenger RNA, 3730 nt
Organism: Pungitius pungitius (ninespine stickleback)
Lineage: Eukaryota; Metazoa; Chordata; Actinopteri; Perciformes; Gasterosteidae
Gene: apol1
Product: apolipoprotein L, 1
Exons: 26
Coding region: 279-2750 (823 amino acids)
Biological process (GO): lipid transport; lipoprotein metabolic process
Cellular component (GO): extracellular region; membrane
Molecular function (GO): lipid binding
Source: RefSeq, a predicted model, not a curated record